Acanthosepion pharaonis is the source of this 2100-nucleotide messenger RNA. The record is from the annotation of a GenBank genome assembly. NCBI's taxonomy places the organism in Eukaryota, Metazoa, Mollusca, Cephalopoda, Sepiida, Sepiidae.
AUGCUAUCUAAUCGAUCAUUAUUUUCUAACAACAUAACAUCUAUCUAUCUAUCUAUCUAUCUAUCUAUCUAUCUAUCUAUAAUAAUCGAUCAUUAUUUUCCGAACAAUAAACAUCUAUAUCUAUCUAUCUAUCUAUCUAUCUAUCUAUCUAUCUAUCUAUCUAUUUAUUAUGCUAUCACAGAAAAGAAUAAUCGAUCAUUAUUUUCCGAACAACAUAUCUCUAUCUAUCUAUCUAUCUAUCUAUCUAUCUAUCUAUCUAUCUAUCUAUCUAUCUAUGUUCAUAUCUAUUAUGUAAUGACACAGAAAAGAAUAAUCGAUCAUUAUUUUCCGAACAAUAUAACAUCUAUCUAUCUAUCUAUCUAUCUAUCUAUCUAUCUAUCUAUCUAUCUAUAUAUCUAUCUAUCUAUGUUCAUAUUUAUUAUGCUUAAUGACACAGAAAAGAAUAAUCGAUCAUUAUUUUCCGAACAACAUAACAUCUAUCUAUCUAUCUAUCUAUCUAUCUAUCUAUCUAUCUAUCUAUCUAUCUAUCUAUGUUCAUAUUUAUUAUGCUUAAUGACACAGAAAAGAAUAAUCGAUCAUUAUUUUCCGAACAAUCUAUCUAUCUAUCUAUCUAUCUAUCUAUCUAUCUAUCUAUCUAUCUAUCUAUCUAUGUUCAUAUCUAUUAUGCUUAAUGACACAGAAAAGAAUAAUCGAUCAUUAUUUUCGAACAACAUAACAUCUAUCUAUUUCUAUCUAUCUAUCUAUCUAUAUAUCUAUCUAUCUAUGUUCAUAUUUAUUAUGAAAAGAAAUAAUCGAUCAUUAUUUUCCGAACAACAUAACAUCUAUCUAUCUAUCUAUCUAUCUAUCUAUCUAUCUAUCUAUCUAUCUAUCUAUCUAUCUAUGUUCAUAUCUAUUAUGCUUAAUGACACAGAAAAGAAUAAUCGAUCAUUAUUUUCCGAACAAUAUAACAUCUAUCUAUCUAUCUAUCUAUCUAUCUAUCUAUCUAUCUAUAAUAAUCGAUCAUUAUUUUCUAUAACAUCUAUCUAUCUUCUAUAUCUAUCUAUCUAUCUAUCUAUCUAUCUAUAUAUCUAUCUAUCUAUGUUCAUAUUUAUUAUGCUUAAUGACACAGAAAAGAAUAAUCGAUCAUUAUUUUCCGAACAACAUAACAUCUAUCUAUCUAUCUAUCUAUUUAUCUAUCUAUCUAUCUAUCUAUGUUCAUAUUUAUUAUGCUUAAUGACACAGAAAAGAAUAAUCGAUCAUUAUUUUCCGAACAACAUAACAUCUAUCUAUCUAUCUAUCUAUCUAUCUAUCUAUCUAUCUAUCUAUAAUAAUCGAUCAUUAUUUUCCGAACAACAUAACAUCUAUCUAUCUAUCUAUCUAUCUAUCUAUCUAUCUAUCUAUCUAUCUAUCUAUCUAUCUAUCUAUCUUCAUAUUUAUUAUGUGGAAAAUGAUAACAGAAAAAGAAUAAUCGAUCAUUAUUUUCCGAACAACAUAACAUCUAUCUAUCUAUCUAUCUAUCUAUCUAUCUAUCUAUCUAUCUAUCUAUCUAUCUAUAAAAAGAAUAAUCGAUCAUUAUUUUCCGAACAACAUAACAUCUAUCUAUCUAUCUAUCUAUCUAUCUAUCUAUCUAUCUAUCUAUCUAUGUUCAUAUCUAUUAUGCUUAAUGACACAGAAAAGAAUAAUCGAUCAUUAUUUUCCGAACAAUAUAACAUCUAUCUAUCUAUCUAUCUAUCUAUCUAUCUAUCUAUCUAUCUAUCUAUCUAUCUAUGUUCAUAUCUAUUAUGCUUAAUGACACAGAAAAGAAUAAUCGAUCAUUAUUUUCCGAACAAUAUAACAUCUAUCUAUCUAUCUAUCUAUCUAUCUAUCUAUCUAUCUAUCUAUAAUAAUCGAUCAUUAUUUUCCGAACAACAUAACAUCUAUCUAUCUAUCUAUCUAUCUAUCUAUCUAUCUAUCUAUCUAUCUAUCUAUGAUAUCAAAGAAAUGCAUAUUACUGAUGCAACAUCAGCAGUAGUUUUCUUAUCUGGGAUUAUAAAUCCGUAUAUACAAACAAAACCCACCACGAUAUCUCUCUCUCUCUCUCUCUCUCUCUCUCUCUCUCUCUCUCUCUUACGCUAUCUUUAA